Molecule: messenger RNA, 1357 nt
Organism: Ananas comosus (pineapple)
Lineage: Eukaryota; Viridiplantae; Streptophyta; Magnoliopsida; Poales; Bromeliaceae
Product: probable alpha-1,6-mannosyltransferase MNN10
Exons: 5
Coding region: 35-1024 (329 amino acids)
Biological process (GO): protein N-linked glycosylation
Cellular component (GO): Golgi membrane
Molecular function (GO): glycosyltransferase activity
Source: RefSeq, a predicted model, not a curated record
CCUAAGUUCAAAUCCAAUCUGUCUCCUCCCUCCGAUGCCUCCUCGGCUCCCCGAUCGGCGCUCCCGCUCCCGCCCCCGCCCCCAAUUCCUCCUCCUCCCCCUCCUCCUCCAUCGCCGCCACUCCUGGUUCCUCCUCCUCACCCUCGCCCUCCUCCUCCUCCUCCUCCUCCUCGUCCACGCCGCCGCCCCCGCCGCGCUCCGCCGCGCCAACGCCCUCGGCCGCCGCUGCUCCGUCGCCGCCUCCGCCGUCGCCGGAGGUGGGGCGGAGGGUACGGCGGGGCAGCCGCGGCGGCGGAGGAUCGCGAUGGUGAGCUUCGCCGCGGAGGAGGGGAAUGGAGGAGGGGGAGGGGGGAGGAGGUCGUUCGAAGGGGUGAUGGAGGCGGUGGAAGGGAACAAGAGGGGGUACGCGGCGCGGAUGGGCUACGACUACGUGGACGCCCGCGGAGCCGUCGAUCCCCGCCGCCCCCCAAGCUGGAGCAAGAUCCUCGCCGUCCGAUCGCUGCUCCCCAGCUACGACUGGGUGUUCUGGAACGACGCCGACACAGUGAUAACCAAUCCAAACAUUUCACUGGAAAGCAUUUUGCUUUCCGCGAUUGGGCACAGCGAUUUCGACGCAUCCCCUGAUCUGGUCGUCACAGAGGAUUUUGGUGGAAUUAAUGCAGGGGUGUGGUUGGUGCGGCGAUCGGCGUGGAGCGAGCGGUUUCUGGAGGCGUGGUGGAACGCGACGUCGUUCGUGCGGUUGGGGUCGACGAGGAGCGGCGACAACGCGGCGAUGCAGCACCUGAUCGCGGCGCUCUCCGCCGAGGAAUCGCGGGCGCACGUGCGCGUCUCCCCCAUGCAGUGCCUCUUCAACUCCUACCCCUGGACCCCCACCCCCAAGUCCCUCUACCGUCUCUUCAUCUCCCCCGCCUCCACCUGGAGAGGAGCCUAUUCUGAUGGAGACUUCAUGGUGCACCUUGCGGGCAUAGAUGACAAAAAGAGGUGGACAGCAAAAAUACUCCAAGAAAUGAUGAGUACUAGUUAAAGUUAAUUACUGAAUUUUUUUUGUUAAUAAUUAAAAAAUUACUUUCAUAAUUAAGAUAGGAACAAUAAAAUAUGAUAGGAAUAAUUUAAAAAAAAGGGAAAACUAGGGGGAACCAAAAAGCUGUAAAUUAGAAUAAAGCAGUACUACUUCAAUCCAUAGCUUUAUACACACUUAAAGGUCAAUAUUCAUGUAGACAGUUUUUUGGCCCAUAUAUAUCAAAAGCUCAAUAUAUAUAUAUAUAUAUAUAUAGAGUCCGGCUAUUAUAUAUACUCUUAUGAGUACGAUUGCUUUCGUACUCAUAAGUCGUUUUCCAUGAUAGAGCUUCCGAAUCGA